UUAACCGAUCUAUUGGGUGGGAACUUGGAAAGAGAAGGCCUGACAAGCAGCCUCAAUAUAGAGACGACAGGAUAGUUAGCCAUAGGUAGAUACCUCUCGUCUGACAGGCAUCCCCACGCCAUGAUAUUGUCACAAGCGACGAGACGAAUCAGAUAGACGAUGGUCUAUGUUUUCUUCGGUGAUGACGACACUAGCAUGUGCGUUAAUAUUAAUUCCUAUGGUAUGGAUGCCGGACGAGGACUUAGGGAACUCCUUGGCGCUGCUUCCUCCUCUCUACAUUAGGACCGAGAUUUCGACCGGAUAUAGUGAAUGGCGGGCGCUCCUUCGGCACCCUAGUUGUCUAGUCAUCUUCGCCGCACGAUCGGUCGUGAGGCUACCUACCUCCUAUUUACCUAGUACCUAGUAGAUGAUACAUUUCCG
Annulohypoxylon maeteangense is the source of this 420-nucleotide messenger RNA. RefSeq lists its product as uncharacterized. NCBI's taxonomy places the organism in Eukaryota, Fungi, Ascomycota, Sordariomycetes, Xylariales, Hypoxylaceae. Bases 167 to 403 code for a protein of 78 amino acids. The transcript has 2 exons. The record is from RefSeq and is a predicted model, not a curated record.